CGGCGCCCCGCCGAUCUAUCCGCGGUGGGUCUGUGUGGGGCGUUCUCAGCUCUACCCACCAGCUCCAGGAAUGGACUGACUUUGUAGCUUCACCACCACUGAAGAAUCCACUCGUUCCUCCACGACUCUCCACGGAUAAACGUUCUGAGUUUAUCUCCAGCUUUGUGUCGUUUUAAUUUAAAGUUAAUUAACAGUCUUUACGACGACACUGAUUUCCAUUUCCCACCACUCGCACGACUUCUUUGUAGCCGUUGGACGGUUCAACUUAAACGAACCCGCAGACAUUUUGUUAUUUCUGAGAAUUAGACCGUUUUUUUUCUACUCCUCCUCUUUACUUUUUCAUCAGCACAGUCGUAGCUGAAAACAAGAGACCUGAGCUGCUUUGAAGGACCGCCACAAGAAAAAGGAAGACACCGUUAUCCUCCGUGUUUCCCUAGCUUAAAGCCAUAAACGGUGACCGUAACGUUUUUUUAUAUUUACACGCGUUGAGUUAGCGUCUGCCGCUCGAGCGUUAAACGCGGAAAGCUUUCAACUGCGAUGGAUCAUUUUGACUGACAGCUUUUGAAGAAUUAGCUAGCUUUAGCUAAAAUCUGCUGGUACGGUUCCUGUUGUCUGACACAUUAAACACGGUGUUGGGACAAGUGCAACUGAAUGGUCUAGCACCAACCAGACAAGGACUAUUUUACUUCGACGUGAAUUACUUAUAUUCGGCUUAAUUAUUUUUUUAGUGGGGUCGCUAGCUACCGUUAGCAUCCUGUGCUAACGCUGGACAGCUCCUGUGCGAGGCAGGCAGAGCUAGCUUUGGACAAAGGACCAACGCAAGGAGAAAUAUAAACACAACGCACUCAGUUGAUUGGUGUUUGGGAAGGAGAGCUACAACAAGGAAUUGACAUGAUGUUUCCACAAUCAAGACACUCAGCUUCAUCGCAGCAGCUGAAAUUCACAACCUCCGACUCCUGUGACAGGAUCAAGGAUGAGUUCCAGUUCCUCCAAGCACAAUACCACAGUUUGAAGCUCGAGUGUGACAAGUUGGCCAGCGAGAAGUCAGAGAUGCAGCGCCAUUAUAUCAUGUAUUACGAGAUGUCCUACGGGCUCAAUAUUGAGAUGCACAAACAGGCUGAGAUAGUGAAGAGAUUGAACGGGAUCUGCGCACAAGUCCUCCCCUACCUGUCUCAGGAGCACCAGCAGCAGGUCCUGGCAGCCAUAGAGCGGGCCAAGCAGGUCACCCCCCCAGAGAUGAACUCCAUCAUAAGGCAGCAGCUCCAGGCUCACCAGCUGUCUCAGCUCCAGGGUCUCGCCCUGCCCAUGACCCCCCUGCCGCUGGGCCUGAGCCAGCCGAGCCUCCCCGCCGUCACCACCUCCUCCGGCCUCUUCUCCCUCUCCUCCCUGCUGGCCUCCCAAGCCCAGAUGGCCAAGGAGGAGAAAGCGUCCCGCGAGGGCGUGGACAGCCACCGCGAGGAGGACGGAGACAAGUCCGAUUAGAGAGGUGUCCCCCAUUCAGCUCUGUUUUUGUCUAGAGACCUGAACACCCAGAUCUGAGCCCCCUUUGGCCUCCAGCCUCUCCCCUGGUCUCUCUCUCUCUCUGACCUUAGCUAACAGGCUUCAGUCCCACCGCUACAGACCCCUAAACUCCUCCUUUUAACGGGAGAGCUUCGGCACCUGCCCCUUAAAUCAGACUAGCGCUGAUCGCUUCAUAUUUACUCCAAUUGUUUCUUUACCGCCAUCACAGCGUCUCCUGUUUCUUCAAAUACUGUCCUUUUUUCUAUGUGAUUAAGUUUCAGUAAUUUUGUGUUUUACCUUUUUAAAUCAAGACUGCUCUCUAUCAUCCUGUCUCCUGUUUCUUUUUGCCUCUCUUCCUCCCACUCUCACACACCUCUUGCCUCUGUUCUAAGCGGGUCCUUGUUAUACUGAACUCAACUCACACUAGGUGUUAAAACAGUAGGAGUCUUUGGCGAGCUGUACAUCUUCAAUCACACAGGAUUCCUCCAAACCCAUGUUUUUCCUAAGAAAUGGGUCUGACAGAUCUGCAGUGGUGAUAUGUGGUUCAGUGCAGUAUGCAUGCAUUCAUUACAGUCCAAACAGUGGACUGUUACAGAUCAGAAGUGUUUAAAAAUGUCCCGCUUAAAGAUGGAAACGUCCCGUACACACACACCAAAAACGGAUGUAUUCAGAAGACAUCUACCGUACAGAAACUAGAGAAAGGAAAUAAACGUCCCACUGAGCGACUCGGAGUACAUAACAAACCCUCUUAAGUAAAUAAACCCCCCCUUGUUAUUGUUGAUCCUCAUCUGACCCUGUGAGGUGCGUUAGAUAUAUCCUCCCAGCACCUCAGCUGAAACCCUUUCUCCGGUGGUUAAAUGAACGGAGAUGCCGCCUGACUCCCACCAACUUUUGCAUUUUUAAUGUGCACUAAUAUUAGCACAGAGGGGGAGUGUGUGUGCAUGGUGUGUGUUUGACAGCAGAGGGCAGUGUGUGUCUUCCGCCUCUCAGAGCAAAAGGAGGACAGGACAAUGACAGAGUGCAGGCCGUGUCACCAGGGACAACGGCUUAUUUAUCCCUCCUGUGUGGACUAACUUAAUAUACAGGGCAAGACUGGUGACAUUAAUCUCUGCAUGCGGUCAGGCCCAGUGUGUCAUGAAGUCUUUGUCUCUCAGCGUGAAACAAACACUACUGGCCCCGUGCUUUAGAUCUCUCGGUACAUUCAGAUUGAAAUACUGUUCAUUUUGAUUCACUGUACACACACACACAUCAACACUACAGAAAAGCUCCAUACAGAGUGGGACAUCUCCACAACUCUUCCUCAGUGCAGAACUCACACAUGAAGCACAAGCGUCCUCCACAGCUGCUCCGCUGAGUAAAAACUCCCAUCAGCCCCACAGGAUCUGUUUUCAAUUAUCUUGUCUGAUUAGGCCCCUCGUCAGGUGGAAGUUGGCCGGGUCUGUCCUGGGAAUAAUGUGAUGUCUGUGAACGAAUCUGUGUUCAAAAUCUUGGUAUCUUCGUAGCGCCCCAAGCAAUUCACAUAUUUGGAACAUGACAUAAAACCACUGCACGUCAAACCUCUGUCUCUAUGCCACAAAAGAAUCCCACAUUCAGGGUCGUAGUUAACACUCAUACAAUAUAAUCCUCAUGUUCACGUCUCAAACUCACACACACAAAGAAACUCCAGAAGGAACCUCCACACUGACUAUUUGUCUGAUCAAACACUCCGUGUGAAGGGAAGAAGAAACACUGGAUUGACAAUAUGGUACUGUUUUUGUUGCGUUUGGGUUAUUCUAAUUUACACGGCAACAUCAUGAAAUGCUUUCACCAUCCCAGACAAAUGUCCACUGUCAAUAUAAAAUGCAGAUUUGGGCUCCAGUGAACUAUUAUUUGAGAUAAAGUGGCCAUAAAACUCAGUCCAAUCUAAGUAACGAUCCAAUCAACAGCUGUGUGUGUGUGGGGGGUUACAAGGGUCUAGUAGCAGCCAAAAUGGCCCCAUUUAAAGUCUUCUUACACAACAUUAGAUGACAUUUAACCCAUUUUUUGGAUUAUUUUGCAAACAUUCAAUUACAGAUUAGCCUCAGUGGUGAUCAGACUGUCGAUCCACAGAUAUUAUUAGGCAUGUUUGUUUUUAAGUGUUAAUUUGAAGACAACCUGUGUUCAAAGCCGUUAUACACACCUGGACCGACACACGCUUUCUCAGCGUCCUCUCUGAUGUUAUGGCUACACUGUGAGAAUGACUUCAUGUGGAGUGUGUUAAAAGCUUUUAUUUUGAAAAAACAUCUUAGGCAUGAUGAUGAUAAAGCACAUGAAGCGAUAGUAUACACAUUGCACGUUACUGCAUUCAGAAUAAAACCCUUCAUGUGUCUACAAGUUCAGAUCAGAUGCUGUCGGUGACUUCUGUGUUGUGGUGUCUGUGUGUGUAAACAGUUGUGCAUGGUUGAUACACACAUGGUUGCUGUCCUACUCAAACUAAAGCUAACCUGCUAUUCUUCUUGCAGCACCUCCCCUCAUAUACAUGUAGACAAAGCAACACACACACACACACUCAAUGCAUGUCAGCGGGGGAGCCAGCAAUGAUUGAUUUCUAGUGGAGACAUUUUUUUUUUUUUUAAAUGAAUGUUUGGUCCACAUUUCCUGUGAUCAAUGCACUUGUUUUUUUCUCCUCUUCUUUGUUUUUUAAAUAUUAAUCGAUAUGAACUAGAACGAGAGUUACAAAGCUGACGUUAUAAACAUACAAAUGAAAUUCUAUGUAUUUGUUAAAGUAGUUGGAGGCGCUCGUCUCCCUAUACAGUUCUACAUAGAAAGCUUUAUGUGUAUAUAGCCACAUCUUUUCCUGUCUGGAUGAUUCUUGUGCUAUUGUGUUACAAAAACUGAUGUGACACCAGGGGGGAAACUGCAGUACGUUCAACCUUUGACCUUUUCCCUCUUCUCUGGACCCUGACCCCCGUAACUCUCCGCCCCCCCCCCCCCAACUUUUUGCCCCAUAGCGUGAAGCAUUGUAAGCGUUUUGAGCUUUGUAAAGGUCUUUUUUUAAAUACUUAUUUUGUGCAUAAUGUAAAACCUGAAAGUGUGUACUUUGGCAAAAAAAAAAAAUGUUUUGUGUCUGAAAUCAUAGCUUCAUUGAAAAAAGAAAAAAAAGAAACUAUAAAAAGUACAACAAACAUUUACUAUAAAUAAUAUGAAAUGUUCUGCAGUAAGGAAGGACUUCUGGUGCCUUACGAAUAAAGUCAAUCAAAUCAUAAAACAA
This is a messenger RNA of Gymnodraco acuticeps, 4729 nucleotides long. RefSeq names its product TLE family member 5, transcriptional modulator (gene tle5). The transcript has 7 exons. Gene Ontology annotation, cellular component: transcription regulator complex; nucleus. The record is from RefSeq and is a predicted model, not a curated record. Bases 892 to 1482 code for a protein of 196 amino acids. Gene Ontology annotation, biological process: regulation of DNA-templated transcription; negative regulation of canonical Wnt signaling pathway. Gene Ontology annotation, molecular function: transcription corepressor activity; protein binding. NCBI's taxonomy places the organism in Eukaryota, Metazoa, Chordata, Actinopteri, Perciformes, Bathydraconidae.